AUGCCACUAGAUAAAACCUUGAAUGCUCCAAAGUACAGCAUUAUUGAGAAAAUGGCCGCGGGUAGUUUUGGCGUUGUUUUCAAAAUAAAGCGCCUCUCGGACAAUACCACGAUGGUGAUGAAACGCAUUCCGCUUGAGGACCUCGACCGCGACCAGCGCCAUGAGGCUGCCAAGGAGCUUUCCCUCAUAAGCGAGCUUCACCACCCCUAUAUCGUAGCGCAGCGGGAUGCUUUCCUGUUUGACGAAAACGACUUGUGUCUUGUCAUGGACUAUUACGAUGGCGGGGACUUGGACUAUCUGCUCGCACGGCAGCGAGACAAGGACGAGUACUUUGACUUUGAGCAGGUCAUGUUGUGGUUUGUCCAGAUGCUUCUGGCGUUGGACUAUCUGCAUUCGCACGGUAUUGUUCACAGAGAUGUUAAGACACACAAUCUGUUUCUCAAUCAGGCCAGUAAUACCAUUGCGGUGGGCGACUUUGGUAUUGCCGAGAAAGUGGACUUUAGCAGCGCCAAAAAGGAUGCUGGGGGUACCGCGGUCUUCACCUCGUCCCUUUUGCCGACGACCGAGAGGCCACAAUGGCGGGAGAGCGGUGGUCCUCACCAUUAUCACACCGUGGAGCAUCAGCACAGUGGAUUACCAUCACCAUCCACUAACAACUCCGAGGGCGUUGUUGGUAGUCCGCAUCACGUCGGCAACGGCGGCAGCCGUCGCCCAGAAAUCGACAUAACCCUGCCGAAUCAUGCCGCGGACGACGCCGCACGGGGGGGUGCCUCGGAGUCUUCUCGAAAGAUGGUCCGAUCGCCCAUGCGGAUAGCAGUGAAAGGCACCCCACUUUACAUGCCACCAGAGGCCCUUCAGGGUAUGUCCUACGGCCCCAAGAGUGAUGUCUGGUCGCUUGGAUGCAUUCUUUAUGAACUUCUCUCGCUAAGGCACCCGUUCGACUCGACGGACAUCGGUGGGCUCAUCGUACGCGUCAUGAUGGGCGACCGGGAGCCGCUACCGAGCCACUACCCACGCAUCGUAUCGGAGUUAAUCGACGCGACAUUAACACUGGAGUGCGCGAAACGUCCGUCGUGUGAUGAAUUACUGCACACGCCGUUGGUGAGCGCUUACGUGAGUCGCCUCUUGGAGCUGCGCGGGCAGGCUCGCCUGCGCGAUGCCGGGUCCAAGGGAGGCGACGAUGGUACACCAGAAUGCGCUUUUAAAAAGACGCUUACCGGUUUGCAAGACGCAAAGGAAGCAGAGGACGCGCUCCAGAGCCAGCUCCGUCGUAUCUACGGCUCCCUACACCACGACUCUACGGUGUCUAAGGAGGGACCCCAUGCGACGAUGUGCUACCUCGAGUGCGCCCAGCAGCUCAAGAAGCCGCUGCACCCACCCUCCUACGACUGCGAGAGGGUGCACCGCGGGCGUCGCACCGCCUCGAUGCUCGUCCAGCUCAUGUCCGGGUCGUCGGCGUGCCCCACGGACGUCCUCAGCAACCUCGACAACACCACCCCGAGGACCUUCCCCACCGGCAGCACGCCGCCAUCCCCGGAGUUGAUCCCCGGCGUGGAUCCCGCGCGACCGCCGUCCGACCACGUCGAGGGCCGCCAAACGACCGACGCGGGACCGCCCGCCCCGCGGAACGCAUCUCUCGCGGGCGGAACCCCCUUGAAGGGGAGGGCCGCGGAUGACGAGGACGGCCGCCCAAAGAGGGCCCCCUGCCCGGGCCCAGACGCGGUCGCGCCGACUGCCGGCAAGUCCUCCAUCGGCGGCGUUUUUGUCGAGUAUUCCAACGUGGACGACAUGCGGGAUCAGCCGCUGAGUGUGCUCGCGGCGGAGGUGCUUUGGGCACGCGCGCUCCUUCAGCGCGCGCUCUUUGAGCGACAGCGGCGGAGGGACGCGGAGCGACUGCUGUUAGACGUCGGACCCCACCUCGUCACCGCGAUGCCGCAGACCUUCAAGGGGGUGACGACGACCGUGAGCGAUACCGCCCCAUCCCCCGCGCGCCGCCCUACCGAAGAGAGCGGGCAGAGGACCGCAGCGCCGAUUCUAUCCUCCGAUCUCGCAUCAAGCUUGAGCGGUGCGGAGCUGAGCAAUCCAACACCAUCCGAGGCGAGGGGGUACUACCACCCGGGGGAGAUGCGGUGGGAGGUGGACCUCGCUACCCGCGCCCGUGCGGCCGCGGAUGCGAGGCUCCAAGCCUACUUGGAUCGGCGUGCUGCGCUACUCAGGCUGAUUCUCGAGGAGCUUCCGGCGACUACCAUGUCGCGCGUGUACGCGUAUUAUCGCGAACAUAACAUAUUCGUCCGUGACCCGAGUGUCGUGCUGGGCUUGGUGCCGACGCGCAAACAGUGGAGGGUUUUGCCCUUGAUCGAGGAUGUCGUGGUAUUAGACAAGUUUCUCGAACAGAGCGCGAAUCACAACGAUGAUGAGACCGGUACCGUCCGAACGGUGUCCAGUGGGCAAGUAUCUUUUUGA
Molecule: messenger RNA, 2463 nt
Organism: Phytomonas sp. EM1
Lineage: Eukaryota; Euglenozoa; Kinetoplastea; Trypanosomatida; Trypanosomatidae
Source: the annotation of a GenBank genome assembly